UUCGAUGACAUCAAAAUCAAGGCAAGAACCUUCUGAUGAUAAUAUGUAAAUAUAACAAAAGGUUUUCAUUUCUUCAAAAUGUACGAUGGUGCUGGAAAAACAAAUUACAGAGGAAUAAAUUGCAGGAGUCUAUAUAAAAAGUUGCUUUUAUUUUAUUAUUUUAAUUCAGUGGUAAAGGUAAAGCUUUCUGCGCUGAAAACGUCAAGCUAAGAAACAUUACCAACACAAUUUCUCGUGCUGGUUACACGAGCAAAACGCCUACCACCACUCAACCUUAAAUACAAUUAUUUCCUUACGUUCAGCCUUCAUUUACUUCACUCGUUUCAAAAUUUCUUCUUAUCACCUCUUUCAAGGAUAAUAUUUCAAUUCAUUACUCUCUGAUAAAAUCGCUUUGAAUUUCAAUUGUUUUUUGGUAACCGAGGAACAAAGAACGGCAAAGUAAUAUUAAUUAAAUAAACUCCUUUCGGAAUCACAUAUUAAACACACAUACAUAGACGCUUUUUAGCUUUUCCUGGAAUCCUGAAAAAUCAUUUUCACAGGAAAGCAUGUUGGCAUCAUAAUAUUGCCGUUACAGCCCCAUUCAAUUCGCAUUCAAACGUACAUUCACUUCUCCUAAAGAAAUCCUCUUAGCGUCCUUUUUCUCUCGUUGGUUUUCGAAAUCUAAAUGAAAAUAAUAAUCGAAUAUAAGUAUGCCAAGUGAAAUAACAUAAAAGUAAAAUUACACGCAUGGAAGGAUCUGAUUUCAAACAUGAAAUCCUCCGACAUGGUCAAAAGCUGAAAGGCAUUAAGAAAACAGGGAAUGUGCAGGAGUGGAAGUGGAAACAAUAAACAUCACCUGUUGGUUCUUUGGUAACCAAGCGAUUCCGCAUGUAUGUAACGGAAGGCGACUUUUGUUCAGAGUGAGCAUACGUUCACGCAUGGUUGGAGUUCAUCUUUUUCAAUACAAUCAACCCCAUUGUGGCUGACAGAAGGAGCUAAUGUUGUAAGGAAAUCCUGGGUGCUGUGAAGGGGGAAAGUACACUUAACGAGAUGAUAAUGAGUGCAGGAUUCAAUUAUUCUGAACUAGCAUCUGGAUUUGUAUUCUACUUUUGAGCUUUAAAUUCCGUUUCUACUGGAUGAAUCCAGCGUACCUAAGGUAACCCAUGGUAUCACCGUACAUACUAUAUAAUAGGUGAUAUCUCUUCACCGCUCAACUUAGGGACUCCAUAGUAAUCAGUAGUGGAUUAUCUUCAGACUGAAAACUCACUGAAAAUAUGCUGCCGAAAUUCAGGAAACCAAACUGAAUCCUUAAACAUCCCCGAACUGAAUACAAAUCCUGGGCUAAAAGCAAGCACUUGCCAUCAUUUUUAGUCCCAGUGUACCGCACAGCAAGAAGUUGGGGAAUGUAUCGAAGAGCAACGAGGCUUAACCUCAAUAAACAAAGUAAUAAAAGGGUGAAAAUAAGGGCAUGGAUGGUAUUUCUUGUGUUGAAAAUUAGCAAAGUUUUCAUUCAACAUCGAUUGAACAAAACCAUUGCAAGGGAAUUCUGCAAGCAAGUCAUCCAAGGACUAUGAAAUCGAACGAUACUGCAGUCAUCCUCCAAUGUCUAUAUCAAAGUUAAGAGGGAAGUCAGCGAUAGCAGUACAAAAUGACAACAACACGAGCAACCAUAACGCCAGCAAACUGAUGAAACCGUAUGUUCCUCCUACUACCACCUCUCUACUGAAGAUCGAACCGUUCGUUCCUACUUUUUCGACACGUUUUCGUAAGCCCAUUUACAGAUCUUAUAGUACGCUAAGCUCAUCAUAUUUUAAGCGUAUCAACGACCAAAAACAUCAUCAUCGCAUCAGUCGAUUCCCGGAGCGGGGCCAUCUUCAGCAUCAACGAUCCAAAUCAACCUUAUCAGCCUCGACAAAAACCUCUCAGAAUGGAGUCUAUCGUAUUAUUCGCGCCACCGAGGAUCAAGAGAAGCUACCAGAUCGUAUAAACUAUGAUAGGAGGGGACUGACAGCUAUUCCUAUAUUUGAAAAUGAGAGCAAUCUUAGGCUGCUUUCACUUCAGCAUAACCUCAUCAAUGUUUUCCACAUACCAGAUGAGUCAGCUUCUCAAAAAACAGGUUCCGACUGUGACACAUCAGGAACCGAAAACGGAAAAGUUGCUUCGACGCCAACGGAAAAUACAGGAUCAGUGAAGCCACCAAAAGACGGAUCUAACCCUAAGUUAGUUAUUUCGGGAUACGCACAAAUACCAGAAGGAGUCGAAUGCUUGAAUUUAACUACAUCUGGGGCCAAUACUGUUGCAGUUCCACCAAGCUCUAUCAUUCCUUCCUCUCCAAACAUGCUGUCCCCAAACACAGCAUUGGCUAAACAUUCGUUCGUUAAAAAAUCUACGCUUCUACAUGCUCAUCAAAAAUACAAUACUCUUAAGAAGUCGAAAAGCUUCAUGAACAAUUAUCCUCCUCACUUCAACACCGCUCUAAAGUAUAACAUACAACAAGGCUCUCCUCUAAUGAGAUAUGGACCGACUGCGAGUAUAGUAAACGUGACAUCGUUCGGAGGUGAGGCAAACCAUCAUACCGCCCUUGAACAGGACACUGAAAAAUGUAGUGAAGCUAAUAGCAUUCAGGACCUCAAAGUAAAGAAUAACCAACUGAGCCCGUCUUACGGAAUUACCUUCCAAAACCUUGUAUUUCUUGACCUCUACGACAAUCAAAUCGAGAAAAUUUCAAAUUUAGAUGGUUUGAAGAAUCUCACUGUUCUCCUUCUCGGGAAAAAUCGGAUAACUGAAAUAACAGGACUUGCUUCAGUAAAAAACACCCUUCGCGUAUUGGAUCUUCAUGGCAACAAAAUUGCAAACAUUGUAAACAGGAUCAACUGCCUGCAACACUUGAAGUCACUCAACUUGGCUGGGAACCAGAUUCGUCAAAUAAAUCCAAAUGAUUUCGCAGGAAUGACAAACCUGAAGGAAUUGAACCUUAAACGAAAUCGAAUUAAGCGAGUGUACGGAUUCAACAAUUUAGUUAAUUUAGAAAGGCUUUGGUUAUGCCAUAACGACAUACAUCGAGUCGAUGACAUGUACUCAAUAGGAGACGCUACCAACUUGCAAGAAGUUACCAUUGAGAAUAAUCCAGUGUCAUUAGCGGGGGAUUGCGUAUCAUUUCUAGUCAGUUACCUUCCAAACUUGGUAAUGCUCAGCCAAAUGCCCAUCUCUGACCAAGUGCGUUCAGCUGCAAUGGCAUGGAGAAGAAAUAAAGAGUUAUCAAAUGGGAACCAAUUCAACCCUAACACAGACCUAACUGGCAUCAUCAGAAGAGAAGAAGUUAUUUCGAACGCCCGCACCAACUGGGAACUUCUACGAUCUCAACAAGUUACAACCCCCAGUAAAAAUAUUUCAUCAAAACUGACAUCCAGCUCUAGUUCAUCUCAACUUUGCCCCGCGGAUCCUGAAAAAAACCACAUUCCAGAAAGCAACCGUUCUUCCAAACCUCGGCAACUAAGCGCCAGGAGUACCAAAUCCACAUUAAACGCGGAUAAGAAAAAGCAUCGAAAAUGCCGUGAAAAAUGUGAUGGAAAUUCCGAGUUUUCAGAUUUCUUUCGCCUGCCCCCAAUUGGACAAUAUCAACCACCGACGGAGUGCAAAACCCCGUCAGAAAACACUCAUUCAUCUGGAUCAAGUCUAGGGCCCAACAUUGAUUCAUCGUCAAGCUGCUACACAUCCGAUGACAAUGAAGAUCCACCACGUCCAGCAAGUUCACAACGAAAUCCUGAAACAAUAGCAAUACGCGUCCCACAAGUCAACGAACAGCCUCCCUUAGAAUGUGAGGAUGUAUCAUACGACCUAGUCCUCAGAAAAGAUUACAAAGAAGUCCAAGUCGUUGAGGACUGUUCGGUGCCGGUGGAAACUAAUCUUGAAGAAAUCGCCACACCGAUAAGGAAAGAAGAUAUAACAUCAGGAGAGCCAUCUCAAAGUAAAGAUGAAGAUUCUGGCAUAGAUUCAAAGAUAAACAGCCAAUCUGAUAAAAAUUCAACUAUUUCGACGAACUCUGUUAAAUCCGAUUCCGAGUUUGCACCUUCUAAUGGGAACCAAAGUGAAAAAUCGGGGAAAACCCGUAAUGGUAACGCAACAAAUCGGCGGUAUAUGCAUGGAACGUUGAUGCGAUCCCAAACAGCCCGAGGCAGAGCUCCUAUGUAUAGUUUACCCUCAAACCAUUACAAUGCAUCGAAUGCCAACAACAAUCAAGGAUCUUCUGCUGGAGCUAACAAUGCCAAACAAGCUAAGCCUGUUGUGGAAAGAGAGCGUGAACAAGGAGGAGACUAUCUUAUUGAAAUCUGCGGAAGAUAUUUGAACGUCUACGGCCUUGGUGCACUCAGAUUUAUCGACAAACAAUGGAACGCCCAGAAAGCCAAUGAUGUCCACACGCUCAAUUUCAGCUACGUCAAUUUCAACAAUAUAGCGGGCAUUCUUGGACGCAUCAAAAUGCGAUUCCCUAACGCAGAAAGUUUUGUGUUUCGCGAGACCAACAUUAAUGCCUUGGGGCAACUCAAUGCUCUGGCGGAACUACAAGGAAUAACAACUCUCACAAUCGAUACGGAAGGAAAUCCUAUUUGUGAAAAAAACUGGCGACCUUACGCUAUAUAUCGCUUAUCCCACUGGGGGUUGAAGACCAUCAAUGGCAUAGAAAUAACUGACAGUGAAAUCGAGCAGGCCCAAACCGAAUACAUCGGCCUUUCAGACCUAGUGCUUUGGUCACUGCCUGAGUCACUUCUUCAGCCCCUAUUGGCACGUUUGAGACUUGAUGAAACCCUGUCGGCCAGCAAACUGUCAGCCAAAGAGUGGCUUAUGCGCGCUGAUCAGUCACUCAAAAUUGUCGUAGGUAAAGAGGCACUUCAGUGGAAAAAGUCGAUGGCACCGUCUUCAAACACCCUUGCAGCAACUACCAGUCAUCAGAAUCCAGACCAGGAGUAUAGUCUGCGAGAUCGUGGCACCAUGCAAUUGACUAUGAUGAUCGAAAAUACGUGCAAUGCCGUGGAGAAGCUACAAAUGCUUGAAACACUCUGGCCCAGUUUAUUAUUAGAUAUAGUUAGAAACACGUUGUUAGACUAUUCGCAAUUAGAUGUUUACGUUAAAAAUCUGAUGGCCGAAAUAAUGAAAUGAGUUAGGAGAACGCAGAGGUAGUAAAAUGGAGUUAAAUGAACUAGCCGAAUUGUGUUCAAUGUUGUGCUACAUACAUGUUGACCAU
Molecule: messenger RNA, 5218 nt
Organism: Hermetia illucens (black soldier fly)
Lineage: Eukaryota; Metazoa; Arthropoda; Insecta; Diptera; Stratiomyidae
Exons: 2
Coding region: 1582-5133 (1183 amino acids)
Molecular function (GO): protein binding
Source: RefSeq, a predicted model, not a curated record